Scutellospora calospora is the source of this 191-nucleotide messenger RNA. Lineage: Eukaryota; Fungi; Glomeromycota; Glomeromycetes; Diversisporales; Gigasporaceae. The record is from the annotation of a GenBank genome assembly.
CAACAAAUUAUUCAAUAUAAAACCAAAACUAAGCUAUUUAAUAAUGAGUUAGCUUGGAAAUCUAUAAAUCAAAUUGAUUCUAUUACAUCUGAAUUAACUAAAUUAGCUUGUAAAAUAUUAUUAAUUCCAACUUCUUCAGCAGCAGCAGAAAGAAAUUGGUCAAAUUUUUCAUUUAUUUAUAACAAAAAAAG